GUCCGGUUAUACCUUUGCGACAGUCACCUGCAACUAGACCCAUGAGCUCUGGAGGAGAGACCGCAAACAUAAUAUGCUUCAAUUGUCGAUUAAUGGGACACUUCAGCAGUCAGUGUCAGAAGCCGAAGCGCCCGGAUGGAGCUUGUUUCGAUUGUUUCGAGACUGGGCACCAAUAUCGGCAGUGCCCAAACCGUAGGAGAACAGCUGCCCUCUCAACUAGUGACGGGAAGGACGAGAAGGAUGGUGACGACGAUUCCAUUGGAGGAAAUUCCUUUAUUCAAUUAAUACCGGAAGCCCAUUGAGUUUCGUAAGCAGGGGCGUU
Drosophila serrata is the source of this 322-nucleotide messenger RNA. RefSeq lists its product as uncharacterized. Lineage: Eukaryota; Metazoa; Arthropoda; Insecta; Diptera; Drosophilidae. The record is from RefSeq and is a predicted model, not a curated record.